Molecule: messenger RNA, 696 nt
Organism: Xiphias gladius (swordfish)
Lineage: Eukaryota; Metazoa; Chordata; Actinopteri; Istiophoriformes; Xiphiidae
Gene: vwc2l
Product: von Willebrand factor C domain containing 2 like
Exons: 3
Coding region: 1-696 (231 amino acids)
Biological process (GO): negative regulation of BMP signaling pathway
Cellular component (GO): AMPA glutamate receptor complex
Molecular function (GO): protein binding
Source: RefSeq, a predicted model, not a curated record
AUGUGGAUAUCGAUGUCGCGGCGAAGGAUGGGCCCUCUCCUCUCGCCCGCCUUCACCCUCCUGCUGGCCCUGAGCGCCGCGUCUCCUGCCUCGGUGGGUAACCCCGAGGAUUACGCCGCGGACGAGGCGGAGCGGACCGCCGGUGAAAACAUCGUCUUCGAUGACUACCGGGGGAAAGGAUGCGUGGAUGACAGCGGCUUCGUCUACAAACUCGGGGAGCGCUUCUACCCGGGACACUCGAACUGUCCGUGCGUGUGCACGGAGGACGGGCCUGUGUGCGACCAGCCCGAGUGCCCCAAACUGCAUCCCAAGUGCACCAAAGUGGAACACAAUGGAUGCUGCCCCGAGUGCAAGGAGGUUAAAAACUUUUGCGAGUAUCGGGGGAAAACGUAUAAAAUCCUGGAAGAAUUCAAGCCGUCACCCUGUGAAUGGUGCCGCUGCGAACCAAAUAAUGAGGUGCACUGUGUGGUGUCCGACUGCGCCGUUCCAGAGUGUGUCAACCCUGUGUACGAGCCGGAGCAAUGCUGCCCCAUCUGUAAAAAUGGUCCAAAUUGCUUUGCUGGAACAACUAUCAUCCCAGCCGGAAUUGAAGUGAAGGUGGACGACUGCACCAUCUGCCGCUGCCAUAACGGAGACUGGUGGAAGCCGGCGCAGUGCUUGCGGCGGGAGUGCCUCAACGGCCAGUCGUUGUCAUAG